Messenger RNA from Arachis stenosperma, 1284 nucleotides. RefSeq names its product 14-3-3-like protein C. The transcript is spliced from 7 exons. The record is from RefSeq and is a predicted model, not a curated record. Gene Ontology annotation, cellular component: cytoplasm. The coding region runs from base 177 to 947 and encodes 256 amino acids. Gene Ontology annotation, biological process: signal transduction. Lineage: Eukaryota; Viridiplantae; Streptophyta; Magnoliopsida; Fabales; Fabaceae.
AGUUGAAACUAUAGAGAUCGCAACCCACGAGAAAUAGACAAAUUGAAGAACCUAAAUACACGGCUAACAAGAGUAAGAAAAAAAAAAAAGUGUUGUCGUCUUUGCUCACACCACCAUUUCUAGAGCGAGAAAAAAUCACCCACUAUUUAGGAGAGAGAAAGCUCAUAGAUCCACCCAUGGCUUCCCGUGAAAAUUUUGUCUACAUCGCCAAGCUCGCUGAACAAGCCGAGCGCUAUGAAGAAAUGGUGGAUGCGAUGAAGAAUGUGGCGAAGCUUAACGUUGAAUUAACCGUUGAAGAGAGGAACCUUCUUUCAGUUGGGUACAAGAACGUGGUUGGUUCGCGCAGGGCUUCGUGGAGGAUCCUUUCCUCCAUUGAGCAGAAGGAGGAAGCUAAAGGGAACAAUGUCAGUGUUCAGCGCAUAAAGGACUACAGGAAGAAAGUGGAAUCUGAGUUGUCAAACAUUUGCAGUGAUAUCAUGGAUGUUAUUGAUAAUCAUCUUAUUCCCAUGGCCGCUGGUGAAUCCAGUGUGUUUUUCAACAAAAUGAAAGGUGACUAUUACCGGUAUCUUGCCGAGUUUAAGGCCGGAGAUGAGAGAAAAGAGGCUGCUGAUCAGUCCAUGAAAGCAUAUCAGGAAGCUUCCUCCAUAGCAGACACUGAAUUACCACCCACUCACCCCAUAAGAUUGGGUUUGGCUUUGAAUUUCUCUGUUUUCUACUACGAAAUCUUGAACUCUCCUGAAAGGGCCUGUCACCUUGCUAAACAGGCUUUUGAUUUAGCGAUCUCUGAGUUGGAUACUCUGAGUGAGGAGUCUUACAAAGACAGCACACUAAUUAUGCAGCUUCUGAGGGACAACCUCACCUUGUGGACUUCUGACAUCCCUGAAGAUGGAGCCGAGGAACAAAAGGUGGAAUCUGCCCGAGCUCCAGGAGGUGAAGCUGCAGAGUAAAGUGAUGCGGGUGUUACUGGCUAGGGAUUUGUGUUGUGAAUGCAGCUUUUGGUGUUUCUUUGCCUCACCUUUUCAUGUCUUUUUCCUGCUUUCUCGAUGGAGAAAUUUCAUAGUUCACCAUUAAGAUGGUGUAAUAUAACAUCAAGUUAGUUUCUAGAUAAUUGAACAAUGGAAUGCGGGAUUGUCACCGUCGCAUUAGGUUCUGUGCAUGUCUUUCUGCCACUGAGGACUUGUGAUGCAUGUUAUUUUUCUGCUGUUUAGUUUGAUGCUUCGAUUUUACUUAUAUCUAUCCAAAAAUAGCCUUCUCAUAAAUAAUAUUUUAUUUGAACUUGUGAAA